AUGGACCUCAUCACCGACACCCUCCAAACGCAGGAGAUCAGCUUCACCUCCAUCCUCAAACAUACCCACAACCUCGACCCAGCCCAAGUCCGAAAGGCCCUCCAUCAACACCACGCCCGCAUGCUCGCCAUCGCAGCCUUGCAGUAUCCCAUCGGCCUCCCACCACCCACCUCCGUCUCCGCCGAGAAAGGCAAGGGCACGCCCCUCUCCAGCAGCAAGCGCAGCUUCCCAAGCGACGACGAAUCUUCCACCGACGAUACUCAAGAGCCCUCUCCCAGCCUCAGAUCCGCACCAUCGGGUAGGUUCGCUCGUCGCGGUAGUCGUCGAUCAGGCUCGGCUUCAAAGCGGAGAGCUCCCCCUAGCGCCGUGACCGCGACCGCAACCCCGACCCCGAAGACGAGGAAGAUCUCCGGGCUGAAGCAGAGCACCACCCCCCAUGCCCAUGCCCGUGCCAAUGCCCCCUCAACCGCCCUGGGUGAUGUCCGCGCCCGUCUGAAGUCUGGCGGGGCCAAGAAGCUAUUCACUCUCCCUCCUGCCUUCACGACCCACUCCAGCGGCUUCAAGGCGGUCAAUCUAAUCAGCGAAACCGAGUCGUCCUGCAUGGAGGACUCUGGUCACGAGGCCUCCGAGGAGCAGGAGGGUGGUGAUGAUGGCGGCUGGGCCAGCGACGACGGGUUGCCUGUCCGCAAGAGUCGGGGAGGUGCCAAGAUGCCACGGGAGAUGCGCCCUUUCGCUGAUCUCGGAUUGGAUUCGGCUUGGAAGGGCAAGGAGAAGGAGGCAGGUGAUGAUUACGGUAUCGAGGUCGACAUGAAUGCUGAGAAGCUGAGAGGUACUAGGAUUGGCUCGGGGAAGAUAGGAGGUACGCAGAGAGGUGAGAGUAGUCGAUCAGGCAGUGCACGCUACACCCAGCCGGACUCUUCCCCAAAUUGA
This is a messenger RNA of Drepanopeziza brunnea f. sp. 'multigermtubi' MB_m1, 930 nucleotides long. RefSeq lists its product as uncharacterized. The record is from RefSeq and is a predicted model, not a curated record. NCBI's taxonomy places the organism in Eukaryota, Fungi, Ascomycota, Leotiomycetes, Helotiales, Drepanopezizaceae.